AUGAUUGAGCCUGCCAAGACACUUUUAGUCCCUCAUUUGGGCGGCAUCCAUGUAUGCCAUCGACUUUCUGCGCCUGUCCUUGAUCCAACGAAGCCGACCCUGAUCCUAUUCAACCCAUUCACCACUACCGCGGAUUAUUACCUGCCCCAAUUCGAGGAUAAAGCUCUCACAGAUGCGCUGAACUUAGUCGCCAUUGAGCCCCUCGGGCAUGGAAUGACCCAGCCCAAGAAGACAGAAUCCUUCACCUACUGGGACUCUGCAAUCAUGAGCCUACAACUGCUCGAUGCUCUCGGAAUUGACAAAGUCUUCACCUCAGGGACCUCGCAGGGCGGGUGGAUUGCCACGAGAAUGGCUUUGCUAGCACCUGACAGGGUCAAAGGGAUCAUCCCUAUUGGAAGCAGCAUGGACUCUGAAUCGCCUCAGAGCCGAGACCUCGGAUGCUGGGACGGGCCAGAUGCCUGCUCUGGCUUGGUCGGUAUCGCAGGGGACCCGGCGCCAGCUCAUGACUUUGAGCCUGAAGACGGUUACUGUGAUUUUCUGAUGAAGAUUGGUUACGGUGCGGCCGUCACUCCAGAGAUCCGGGAGUUCUGGGCCACCAGCCUUAAAAAGAACUACAGUGGAGAUGAAGGAAAGAAGCGGAUCUGCAUGGCCGCUGUGAGCCUUGCAGAGAGGGAUGGGCUGAGAGGGCGUCUUCCCUACAUCAGGUGCCCUGUUCUCUGGUUCCAGGGAACCGACGAUGUGGUAUUUAGUGUGCGCCAGGCUGAGGAGGAUAUCAAGCUUUUUACCAACUCUGCUGAAGCUAAGCUUGUCACAUGUAAGGGAGGAGUCCAUUUUCUAGGGUCUACGCAUGGAGAAAAGAUUCAGCGCGAGCUCCUUGAAUUUAUCUCUAAGUGGAGCAAAGGGAGAAAGUCUGUACUUUAA
Clonostachys byssicola is the source of this 921-nucleotide messenger RNA. NCBI's taxonomy places the organism in Eukaryota, Fungi, Ascomycota, Sordariomycetes, Hypocreales, Bionectriaceae. The record is from the annotation of a GenBank genome assembly.